UAAAACCCUUUCCAUUGCUUAUAUAUCCUCAUAAUUGUUCCUCUCAGGUAUGUCGGCUACCACCUUGCCGCUACUCAGGCCCAGCCCAAGUCAGGGUACUCGAGUUGCCAGUGGGUACUCGCAGUUAUCACAACCGAACACACCCCCGGAUGAUUUUUUCGACGAAUUUCCACCCAAGUGGCAUGCUCCAAAACCCUUUAUUUCUCGGCAUAUCUUCCAAAUAUGCUGCUUCAUAUUCACCUGGCGCAGCGAUCUGCACUGGUUACACGAGCUCUUGAAAGAAGGAAACGCCUGGGAAGAUCUGCAUAGUCGAUAUCUGACCCAGCUCAAUCAAGUGAGCACAGUCCAAGGACUCGUGCUUGCCACUGCGGCAGUUUUUAUGUCCUCAAAUCCACCGCUUGCGAAAGAUGUCAACUAUACAUCUAAUGCAUCUUACGCCUGUUUGGCGGAGUCGCUUGUCUUUUCAUUGUUUGGGCUAUUGUUCCAGCUGAAGGUAUCCGCCUCCGGAAUCGUUUUUCAACAACGUAGUGCUGCAAAAAUCAUAAUCGAGAGGCGCUGGAGAAUAUUCUGGCACCUCCUGGGUUUGGUAGUGCCAAUCAUUAUCUUUACCAUAUCAGUGGUGCUUUUACUCAUAGCUAUCGUGUUCACGGGGUUCGCUUCUCACUCCGAGACUGUCCAAAUUUAUCUGAGCAUAACCUUCGCUUUCCUUGCCACUUGUCAUUUGGUGUCGAUUCUGGGUUCACCAUUCUACCACCAUUUUUCAAACUUAUGCGUCCACAUUCUUCGCAUCGAGAGUGGCGAAUGAUCUCAGAAAGAUGUCGACGCUCAUUCGGUGCUAGAGGUUCCGCAAGGGCACUG
Molecule: messenger RNA, 858 nt
Organism: Suillus discolor
Lineage: Eukaryota; Fungi; Basidiomycota; Agaricomycetes; Boletales; Suillaceae
Exons: 4
Coding region: 50-805 (251 amino acids)
Source: RefSeq, a predicted model, not a curated record